AUGUGCCCUGGAAAAGAGUAUGCUCGAAUGGAAAUAUUGGUCUUCAUGAACAACUUAGUGAAGAGGUUCAAGUGGGAAGCUGUAAUUCCUCAUGAGAAUAUUAUUAUUGAUCCCAUGCCUGUUCCUGUCAAUGGCCUUCCUGUUCAUCUCUUUUUCCUCACCAAGCUUGAAAGGAGAAUAUUUGGGAUCAGAUCUACGUCCCUCACCACUCCUCCGGUGCAGCGCGCCACUACCCGUCGCACCUGA
Molecule: messenger RNA, 246 nt
Organism: Sphenostylis stenocarpa
Lineage: Eukaryota; Viridiplantae; Streptophyta; Magnoliopsida; Fabales; Fabaceae
Source: the annotation of a GenBank genome assembly